Molecule: messenger RNA, 1176 nt
Organism: Fusarium poae
Lineage: Eukaryota; Fungi; Ascomycota; Sordariomycetes; Hypocreales; Nectriaceae
Gene: RPL3
Product: 60S ribosomal protein L3
Exons: 5
Coding region: 1-1176 (391 amino acids)
Biological process (GO): ribosomal large subunit assembly; translation
Cellular component (GO): ribosome; cytosolic large ribosomal subunit
Molecular function (GO): RNA binding; structural constituent of ribosome
Source: RefSeq, a predicted model, not a curated record
AUGAGUCACAGAAAAUACGAGGCGCCGCGCCAUGGAUCUCUGGCUUAUCUGCCCCGAAAGCGUGCCGCUCGUCACCGUGGAAAGGUCAAGUCCUUCCCCAAGGAUGACCCCAAGAAGCCCGUCCACCUGACUGCCGCCAUGGGUUACAAGGCCGGUAUGACCACCAUCGUCCGUGACCUCGAUCGACCUGGCGCCAAGGCCAACAAGAAGGAAGUUGUGGAGGCUGUUUCGAUCGUUGAUACCCCCCCAAUGAUCGUUGUUGGUCUGGUCGGCUACAUCGAGACCCCCCGAGGCCUGCGAUCCCUCACCACUGUUUGGGCCGAGCAUCUGAGCGACGAGCUCAAGCGCCGAUUCUACAAGAACUGGUACAAGUCCAAGAAGAAGGCUUUCACCAAGUACGCCAAGAAGCACUCCGAGAACAGCGGCGCUUCCAUCACCCGCGAGCUCGAGCGCAUCAAGAAGUACUGCACCGUCGUCCGUGUCCUCGCCCACACCCAGAUCCGAAAGACUCCUCUCAAGCAGAAGAAGGCUCACCUGAUGGAGAUCCAAGUCAACGGUGGAUCCAUCGCCGACAAGGUUUCCUUCGGCCAGGAGCUCUUCGAGAAGCCCGUCGAUGUCUCCAGCAUCUUCGAGCAGGACGAGAUGAUUGAUGUCAUCGCCGUCACCAAGGGUCACGGAUUCGAAGGUGUCACUGCUCGUUGGGGCACCAAGAAGCUUCCUCGCAAGACUCACAAGGGUCUCCGAAAGGUCGCUUGUAUCGGUGCUUGGCAUCCUUCCCACGUCCAGUGGACUGUUGCCCGUGCCGGUCAGCGGGGUUACCACCACCGAACCUCGGUCAACCACAAGAUCUACCGCAUUGGUAAGGGUGACGCCGACGACAACGCUGCCACUGAGAUCGAUGUCACCAAGAAGACCAUUACUCCUCUUGGUGGUUUCGUCCGCUACGGUGAGAUCAAGAACGACUUCGUCAUGCUCAAGGGCUCUAUCCCUGGUACCAAGAAGCGUGUCAUGACCCUCCGAAAGACCAUGUUCCCUCAGACCUCCCGAAAGGCCCUCGAGAAGGUCAGCCUCAAGUGGAUCGACACCUCGUCCGAGUUCGGACAUGGUGCUUUCCAGACCCCUGCCGAGAAGAAGCAGUACCAGGGUACUCUCAAGAAGGACCUUGCCUCCGCUUAA